AUGACAUCUGUGGAGAGAAAUCCUGUGCUCCAGACGGCUUUCACCCAUUUGUUUUGGGCUUUAAGUAAUUUCCAAACAGUUUAUGAUGAGCGCAGAGACCCGGGGUCGACCGACUUAGUUGAAAUACACUCGCGUCUCUUACCUCUGCUGCAGAAGCAGAUCGUGGACCUGGUAUCAUCCUUCAAGAUGAUUGACUUUGAAAAUGGACCGGUUCCCGAACUCGCGCUGUUUCCCAAGGUUGCAGCAUUCCAGCACACGUGGGAACGGACCAAUGCGGCUAUUGUCUCGAUCGCGCUACGUCCUGAUCAACCCGACUUCACCCAGGACCACGAUUGCAAAGACUUCAAGCAGUUCCGAUGUUCUCGGUUGAUGAACGGCUUCGACGAUCUCCGAUAUUUUGACUUCGGCUUCCUCGAAUGCGGCAGGGAACUGGCGCAGGGGAGCGCGGACGACGAGACGGCACCCGAACUUGACUCCGACGCCAUCGAAAACCCUCAGGAACAAGAAGACUGGCAGGCCGCGAAGAAGAGAGAAAUGCUGAUCAGAGCGGAUCACUGCACGCUCGCGAUCGAUGAUAUCGUUCAAAGACUCAAGCGAUCAGACCUUGGCCUUCUCCAAGAAAAAUGGCAAGGGUGGAUCGGAUCACCAAGCGAUGCAUGCUCAAUAAGCUACAUGGUCUCUCUCUCCUUUCUAUUCGAUCCCAAGCCAGCAACGCAGAAAGCGAGAAAUACGGAGUUGACUCCACUCCUGAGGUCGGCGAGAGCCCUGUUUAUCGUCUUCAGAGUUUUCUACAAGAAGCUGUCGGACAGCUCGACGAACAAGCUGCCGUUCGCUUUGAAAGACGUGAGCAGCGAUGACAUGGAGCUGAUACUCUGGAAGACGAAACCUCCGCCCGCUCUCUGCGAGGACUUUCUGUACGUGAUAAUGGACGUCUACUACCAGGAUGAUAUCGACCCCUUCCAACAAGGCAUCUUCCGACGAAUCGCUGUUGUCCUUCGCGCCGAGUUUCAAAAGACAUUGGAUUGUUUGAAAUCGUAUCUAAUUCCUUUGCCUCCCGAUCAACCCGGCCAUUCGGAUCCUCCGUUCGACGUCGACACUUACUUCCUCUGUGUAAAAGACCAGUUGCACGCCACUCUUGACAACCUUGUGAGGAUUUCAAACGCACUUCGACCAGUGGAUGAGGUUGGAUGA
Puccinia triticina is the source of this 1191-nucleotide messenger RNA. RefSeq lists its product as uncharacterized. Lineage: Eukaryota; Fungi; Basidiomycota; Pucciniomycetes; Pucciniales; Pucciniaceae. The record is from RefSeq and is a predicted model, not a curated record. Bases 1 to 1191 code for a protein of 396 amino acids. The transcript is spliced from 2 exons.